Molecule: messenger RNA, 357 nt
Organism: Racocetra fulgida
Lineage: Eukaryota; Fungi; Glomeromycota; Glomeromycetes; Diversisporales; Gigasporaceae
Source: the annotation of a GenBank genome assembly
AUGCUCAAUUUUCAAAACACGAUAAAUUUAGAGGAAUAUAUUAAUUAUUUAGAGAAAAGAUAUGUAGCCGAAAUACUAAAUGACCAGGAAAUUAUAAAUCAAGUUACAUACCUAGAACCUGAAGUAGUUGAAUGUGAUGAGAAAGAUGAUAGUACAGAAUUACCUCAAGUUACUCACAAUGAAGCAUUAAAUGCUAUACAUUUACUAGAGUUGUACUUCAUACAACAAGACCUUAGUGAUGCAGCUUAUACAGAACAUGACUCAGCUUUAUUGAAACUGUUUGGGCUAGUAAGGAAAUUCUGGACUGCUUCAUUUAAGCAACUAACAAUGGAAACUUUCUUUGAACCAGUCAUGUAA